Acanthochromis polyacanthus (spiny chromis) is the source of this 1499-nucleotide messenger RNA. It is a transcript of the gene igfbp2a, whose product is annotated as insulin-like growth factor binding protein 2a. Gene Ontology annotation, molecular function: insulin-like growth factor I binding; insulin-like growth factor II binding. The transcript has 4 exons. NCBI's taxonomy places the organism in Eukaryota, Metazoa, Chordata, Actinopteri, Pomacentridae. Gene Ontology annotation, biological process: regulation of insulin-like growth factor receptor signaling pathway. Gene Ontology annotation, cellular component: extracellular region. Bases 45 to 926 code for a protein of 293 amino acids. The record is from RefSeq and is a predicted model, not a curated record.
UUUUUUUUUUUUUUUUUUUACUUGAGAUUGCCUUCCACCGCCCCAUGGUAAUAGUCAAAAACCUCAUGCUUCUAACAAUGCUGUCGUACGCCGGCUGCAGCUUGCUGAUCCUGUCCGCGUCUCUCGCCGGUGCCUCCCUGGCCGAGAUGGUGUUCCGCUGCCCGGGCUGCACCGCGGAGCGCCAGGCACUAUGCCCAGAGCUCACCGAGACGUGCCUGGAGAUAGUGCGCGAACCGGGCUGCGGGUGCUGCCCCGUGUGCGCCCGGCAAGAGGGUGAGAUGUGCGGUGUGUACACACCGAGAUGCUCCACCGGUCUGCGGUGCUACCCGACGCCCGACUCGGAGCUUCCCCUGGAGCAACUGGUGCAGGGCCAGGGCCAGUGUCGGCGCAAAGUGGACACCGAGGCGACGAUUUACAGUCAGGAGCACCGGGAGCACACCAGCGGUGAGGCUGUGGAGCUCCAACCUGAGCAGGGUGUUAGUGAGGUCACAGCUAUUCGGAAGCCCAGUAAAGAGACAACCUGGCUGGGACCCAAAGAGAGCGCUGUACGCCAGCACAGACAAGAGAUGAAGACCAAGAUGAAGACCAACAAAGUGGAGGAGGUGAAACCUACUCGGCCUAAACAGACUCAGUGUCAGCAGGAGCUCGACCAGGUCCUGGAGCGGAUAUCCAAGAUGCCCUUCAGAGAUAACCGAGGUCCCCUGGAAGAUCUGUAUGCCCUACAUAUCCCCAACUGCGACAAGAGGGGGCAGUAUAACCUCAAACAGUGCAAGAUGUCUCUCCACGGUCAGAGGGGAGAGUGCUGGUGCGUCGAUCCCCACUCUGGCCGACCUAUCCCAUCAGCCCCGACUGUGAGGGGUGACCCCAACUGCAGCCAGUACCUCAGAGAGCUGGAGUUGGAGCUUCCUGAUACGGCACAAAUCUAGUGUGGCAAGAAACCUUCUAAAACAACAACAAAAAUGUAAAGUACUUGUGAACAAAGAACAUCUGAGUAAGCUAUAUAUUAUGUUUCUUGGUGUAUGUGUCUCGAGUUCAUUUGAUGACACUGACAUUUGAAAUCUUAACCACCAAAAAAUAAAUGAUUCAAAUGAUUAAAUGAAUCCAGCUUUCUACAUAAGCUGCAACUGCAGCUUUCUCGUAGACAGAGCAGUAAAGAUAUGACUCGUUUUCUGCAUCGAUAUUUAGUAGUUGCCAGCUGGAAUGUCAGUAACUAUGCUUUAGUAAUUGUGACUUUUCUCAGAUUGCUUUGUUAUCAGUGUUUUGUACUAUCUAGGUUGAAAAAAUGAAAAGCCUUUAAUGUGUUGGAUGUUUUUCCAUGUGUUUUCAUGCUCUUGCUUCCAGACUAUUGUUAGGCUUUCAGUACUGCUGACUUUUAACACACAGCAUUGACAAUGAAAUGUAAUACGUGUUGACAGUAGCAUGCAUUAAAUGUUCAGCAGGAGGACGUGACCUUAAUUAACUGACAUACAGAUAAUGCCAUUAAAAUACUAAUAUGUUCA